Molecule: messenger RNA, 1867 nt
Organism: Alligator mississippiensis (American alligator)
Lineage: Eukaryota; Metazoa; Chordata; Crocodylia; Alligatoridae
Gene: BAAT
Product: bile acid-CoA:amino acid N-acyltransferase
Exons: 4
Coding region: 452-1714 (420 amino acids)
Biological process (GO): fatty acid metabolic process; acyl-CoA metabolic process
Cellular component (GO): peroxisome
Molecular function (GO): fatty acyl-CoA hydrolase activity
Source: RefSeq, a predicted model, not a curated record
UUAUCUUAAACCAGUUUUGGCCAUUUUGCAAGUGGUUUAUGUGCACUGAACUUCUGUUGUGUUACAGAUUUGAACUGGUUUCCAAUCACACCAGUUGAUGUGCAAUUUCUGUCCCUAGCCAUCAAUCAAAUACACCCCGUAGGACUGUGGCUGUAUCAGUGUGACAAAGAAUGUUCUAAAGAAAGCCCGGUGCUGGCUUUGGGCACCAGCAGUCAAUCUAGGUUGCCAAAAUUGGUGCAAUGCACUAGAACAUUGUGGCAGGAACUACCAUUCCCAGCAGGUUACCGGGGGGAAAGAGGAAGGAAGUAGAAGGGGAGCCAGAAUUGCACAUAGAGAAACAGCUCAGAGAGGAGAGCGGAAGAGAGGGAGAGAAGCAGGAGCCAGCAAGACUGCAUGCUGAGACUCAGGAGCUGCAGCAGGGCUCAGAUGAGAUCGGAGCUCUGCUUUGGCAAUGGCCAAGCUCACAGUCACCCCAAGGACAUCCCUUGUUGAUGAACCAGUGAAAAUCCAUGUCUCUGGCUUGGCUCCCUCCGAGCUGGUGACCCUCCAGGCCUCUUUGACAGAUGAUAAGGGGGUGCUCUUCCAGUCCAGAGCUUUCUACAGGUCUGAUGAGGCUGGCGAGGUCGACCUGGAACACACAGCUGCCCUGGGAGGAGAUUAUGCUGGCGUGCGCCCCAUGGGUCUCUUCCAGUUCUUGAAACCGGAAAAGAUGUUUCAUAGGUUGAUGAAAAGAGAUGUGAUGCAGAGUCCAUUCCACGUGCGCCUGGAUUUGUUCAGCUCAUUCCACUUGGUUUCCACACCCCAUGAUCAACCUGUGACAAGCCGGACUGUGGAAAGAUGGUAUGUGGCACCGGGAGUCCAACGAAUCCUGAUCAGGGACGGCAGAGUGCGUGGGGCCCUCUUCCUCCCACCAGGAGAAGGUCCUUUCCCAGGGCUGAUUGACCUGUUCGGCGGUGUGCGUGGACUUAUUGAAUUUCGAGCCAGUCUUCUCGCCAGUCGUGGUUUUGCUGCGCUUGCCCUAGCGUACUUUGGUUAUGAAGACCUGCCUGAGAUUCUAGCUGAGGUGGAUCUGGAAUACUUUGAGGAAGCCAUCAACGUCCUUUUGAAACACCCCAAGGUGGAGGGAACAGGGAUUGGCUUGGUCUCAGUAUGCAAAGGUGCUGAGAUUGCACUGGCCAUGGCAUCAUUCCUUCCCAAGAUCAAAGCUGUAGUUUGCAUUAAUGGGACCAGUGCCCUCAAUGGGACGUCACUUCGCUACCGGAAUCUACACAUCAAUCCAAUCCCUUACAAAUUGGAGCACUUACGGUAUAGGUCCAUGGGACAGCUGGACAUCUAUGACACAGUUGAGGUCAUACGCACAGAGAUAAGUCAGGGGAGCAUCCUACCUAUAGAAAAAGCUGAAGCCAACAUCCUCUUCAUUGUGGGAGAAAAUGACAGGAACUACAACAGCAAAGCAUUUGCUGAGGAAGCGAUGGAGAGAAUGAGGAGGCAUGGGAAGAAGAACUACAGCAUGCUUUGUUAUCCAGGUGCUGGACACCUGAUUGAGCCCCCAGGGUCACCAUUCUGCUACCACUCAUGGGUCUCCAUGUUUGCCUGUGUUGUUGUAUGGGGAGGAGAAGCCCAGUCCCAUGUUGCAGCACAGGAGCAUUCUUGGAAGGAGAUCCAGAAAUUCCUUUGGCAGCACCUUCACCCAGGUGUAAGCAGCAAGCUCUGAAUACUGGGAGGCAUGGACCAAGGAAUGUCUGUGCCCAUCCCUUCCAGGCACCCAAUUAAUAAAUACUAGAAAUGUGUUGCCAGUUGGGAGUUCUUCAUUGAAAUGGAGAUUCACUACAACAGGGGUCAAAUAAAGGUAUUUCCAGACCCUUCA